Molecule: messenger RNA, 2052 nt
Organism: Phytomonas sp. Hart1
Lineage: Eukaryota; Euglenozoa; Kinetoplastea; Trypanosomatida; Trypanosomatidae
Source: the annotation of a GenBank genome assembly
AUGUUUGCGCGACUUCGUAUGCUACUCUGGAGGGCAGAGAAGAGGUUGCCGCGGCGUUUCCGAGAAAUCCCUGAGGAGUUUACGGAUUUGCGAAGCUCUGAUUGCCGUCCAAUGCUUUUCACGCCCAAGCGACCCGAACCGCUUCGUGACUUACGGACAUUGGAUGAAAUUGUUAUUGAUGACGACGCGCUAGACGCCGAUAACGGCGCCGGAUUCACCGUUGAUUCCUCACAGCAGCCCAUUGCGCUGUUGGACCCUGAACGGAUGGGGUUGCCGCCGCAGCUUGUAUCGUAUUUGCAGGGCCAUCUCACCGAGUCCGCACCCCAUCUUUCUUCCCCUAAUCAGACGGGCGAAUUUAGGGGCCUUACGAUGGUGCAGGCCCGAAUUUUACAGCAUAUGUACGCCAAUCAGGAUGUGGCCGUCUGCGCACCAACAGGGACCGGGAAGACCUUCGCGCUUUGCCUGAGCGUCAUCGCACGACUCAUGCGGAGUGGGCCGAUGAAGUUAUUUUCCAUUCUUAUUCUUGUCAGCAAUGAUAGUCUCUGUCUCCAGGUAGAGCGGUGGUUAAAAGCGAUGUGGUGGUAUCCUAACGACGACCACCUAGUCCUGGCGGCCACUUCAGAUUUAUCAUCUAAAAUGGUCUACGAUCGCUUAACGAGGAAGGCUGUGCGGGAUGCGGUUCACCCUGGGCGUGUUAUGUAUGUUGAGGACCAACGACCCUACAUCGUCGUAUCGGUUCCAAAAGUCUUUUGGGCUUUUUAUGAGCGAAGACGAGCUUCCAUCUUAAACAAGGAGCGUCGCCUCGGCAAACGAAGCCACUCUUUCUCCCUCACUCCGGUGAUUCCCACGCUCGACCUUAUUGUCGUGGAUGAGGUCGAUGAAGUAAUGCCUUCAACCGACCUGAAGGCGCCUGGGAAUUCUCUUCUCAAAGAGCUUUUUCGUCAUGUCAAGUAUCAAGUCCCCGUGCAGAUGAUAUUCACGAGCGCCACACUUGCAGGAUCGACGGUGAACCAUAUUCGCCGUUUUAUGAAAAAAGACCUUCUGGCCGACCGGUCUUCGCGUCUUUUUCAGUCUGAGCAGAUUCACCAGCAGCGGAUGAGGGAUAUUACCGGGAUUAUCUCUCGCGCGGUUAUCCCGGAGAACAUUUCACACCAUUUUUACAUCGCUGAUAGCUUGGAGGAGCAAAAGGAGUGCAUCAUCGAGGCGAUGCGGCGGUCUUGCCUGGGGUUUGAAUCCCCACGGGACGUCAAUGGGGCCGAGGAAGCGGUGCUAUCCACGGGCAUCCCCGACCAUAUACUCUUUAUUGUACCGGAUACCGCCAAUAUCGAGCAAUUCGUGAAAAUGGUGUUGGUACCCAGCCAAGAGGAAUUUCAGGCCGGCGAAAGGCGCCAGGGUCCCGCCUCGGACGAAUGCGUCCUCCCCGCCUACACCAUCAAUUUGUUGGAUUGCACACGCGCGGCCCAGCAGCGGCAACGACGAAAGAAGGAGGCGAUUAAAUAUCUCCUUCGAACCUCCCAUUCGAGCUCUAAACAAUUCAACUACGCGUUGAAUGAAAAGCGUCUUUUUUACGAUCUUCCCACCCCUGACGAAAGCGGCGCAGGGGCCCCCCCGACGUCCCAGGACCCUUCGCGCUCCCAAGGCCCCCCGCGUGAAAAAACGGGCUGUGAAAGGGAGACCCGACCUUCGAGGGCCCCGACGACGGCGCUUUCGCUCUCGCUUUUGGGCUCUUCAUGCGAAAAGGACGCCAGGGCUCGGCAGUUUCGUCGGGUUUGUUCCGUUUCCACCGCCUCCAACGUCCGCGGGCUCGAUUUGCCCGAUCUCUCCCACGUUUUCAUCCUCGCACAGCCGAAGUCGAGUUUGGAGUACGCGCACUGGUGCGGGCGCGUGGGCCGCUUUGGCCGGGCGGGGGUGUCCGUGAUGGUGAUGUCGCGUGGGGCCACGCGCGUGAUGGGGCGCUUUUGCGAGGCGUUGAAUUUGCCUUUUAAGGUCAAAAGGCGCUUCGGGGAGGUCGAUGUCGACUCGGAGCGCCGCAUGCAGGUCCGGGAAACAUAG